Caenorhabditis sp. 36 PRJEB53466 is the source of this 1509-nucleotide messenger RNA. NCBI's taxonomy places the organism in Eukaryota, Metazoa, Nematoda, Chromadorea, Rhabditida, Rhabditidae. The record is from the annotation of a GenBank genome assembly.
AUGCUCAAUUCAGUGAGUCGGUAUAUUCGAAAAACCGUUGGAAACUCUCCAGAAUCCGCCAUAAACUCCCCCUUUUUCCAGAAAACUGGCCACGGAAUGCCACGUAGAUUCCGGAUAGUAGUAAGUUGGAAAUCCGCUCUUAACCAUCAUCAAAUCUUACGAAUUAAGGACUGGAUACUUUUGAUCGUCAUCUUGUUCGCAGUUUACACAAUUCUCAAUUACGAUGGUAUAUAUUUUUAAACAUUAGAGCUCACAAUAUCAUUAAAUUCAGGCGAUGGAAGUCAGGAAAGUACGAGUUUGGGAGCGGUGAGGCCGAGUUGGAAUAAGGAGGAUAUCCGGGAGAUGUGUCAGUUUUUGGAGCAAGAAGUGACCGGAGAGGAGGGUGACCAGUGGGUCAAGGUGAGAAAAUCGAUAGUCAUCUGAGAGAGAGGAGAGGGGGUACAUGUGAGAAGCCUGUGCGUAUUCAGCUUUCCGAAGCAUUUUGAUGUUUCUGCUUCUUAUCUUCUUUUCAGUUUGAAAUGAAAAUUUACAAUCCACGAAAAAGUGAAAGUUUCACCGUGUUGAAAACCUGAUUUCGCGAAUUUCGCCCCGUCGUGUCCGCGUUGAAAUUCGCCAGUUUUCCAGGGAAACGACUAUGAAAAACAACUACGACUACGCGGAAUCACUGUCGUUUUCAGACACGGAGAACGGUCAGUUUCCAUCAAUUUAUGAAGUAUCUUUACCGCUCCUUUUCCUUUCAAGAUCUCCAGUUUCAAAAGUCAACGAUGAAAUCGGAUGUCUUCCUCAUCGCGACGUCGAUCGAAAAGCCUUUGUGGCGUACAAAGAACUGGCGGAAAGCGACGAGCUUCUGGCGUUUUUGAAGGUCGAUCCGAGACUCAACGAAUUUCCAAGAGUGCCUGAAGAGUAACCAUACCUUCGAUUAAUUGCUCCUAAACAUUUUUAGUUUUCAGUGCAAAGUGCAUCAGCGGAAUGUUGACUGCGGAAGGAGCUCUUCAGCAUCUCAAACUCGGUAGAUACUUCAGACAUCGAUACGAGAGGACGCAGUUGUUCUCCGCAGGUAACACAAACAGGUCUUGAGCCAAAUCACCUUUGGUUCAUUCAGAAAACCAGCGAAUAGUGACCGAUGUGAUCACGAGCAAGUACAACCGAACAGUGCAAUCCGCUCUCGCCUUCUCCACCGAGUUCCUCUACAAGCAACGGACUCUUCUGGCGCCGAUCCAGAUAAAAGCGUCCAACUUCUCCUAUCACUGUCUGGACGAUUACUGUGCUUGCAAGCAGCAUAAAGCGAUACGGAAGAUGUACGAGAAAGAGCAUCUGCAGGAGUUCUAUCACAUGAAGUCGGAUUCGGUGGCGGACGAAGAGAAAAAGCUGCUCUCCUUUUCCGAGUUCUCCUCCUCUUUCGAUCCGUUCCAAAUGAUCGACGUCGGACUCGGACGGUUCAUUUGCAGACGGAAGACGUUGCCGUGCCAUGAGAACGAGUGUCUCACUUUCGAUUCGUUCAACAAAUGA